Archocentrus centrarchus (flier cichlid) is the source of this 1236-nucleotide messenger RNA. RefSeq names its product acidic amino acid decarboxylase GADL1-like. Gene Ontology annotation, cellular component: cytoplasm. The coding region runs from base 168 to 1196 and encodes 342 amino acids. Gene Ontology annotation, molecular function: pyridoxal phosphate binding; carboxy-lyase activity. Gene Ontology annotation, biological process: carboxylic acid metabolic process. Lineage: Eukaryota; Metazoa; Chordata; Actinopteri; Cichliformes; Cichlidae. The transcript has 11 exons. The record is from RefSeq and is a predicted model, not a curated record.
AACCAGUAGGGCCAGAGGUCAGUCGGCUCAGAAGUCAGUUAACAACUAGGACUAUCGUGCCAGAGUAGUGGGAGAAAGAUACGACACGACAAUAUUAAGAUCCAGUGGGAUCUUAAUAUUGCAUUUGUACAGGGAAAAGGUAACAUGAAAUUAAAGGCCAGGGCCCCAUGGCACAAGUGAGGCAUCUUGAAAAAUGUUCUCCAGCUGGCAGCUUUGUUCUGAACAGCCCGACUGCAAACAAACAAACAGCAGAGAGCUUCAUCAGCCAAGCAAUGGACAUCAUUGUGGACGAGGCGGUGAAGAAGGCCACUGAUGUCCAAGAGAAGGUUUGUGAGUGGCACGCUCCUGAGCAACUGAAGAAGCUGCUGGACCUCGAGCUGAGAGAUGAAGGAGAAGCUGAGUCUGAGAUCCUGCAGCGCUGCAGAGACGCCAUCAGAUAUAGCGUCAAGACCAGUCAUCCCCGUUUCUUCAACCAGCUGUAUGCAGGGAUGGAGCCCUACUCUAUGGUGGCGAGCUUCAUUGCUGAAGCAAUCAAAACCAAUCUGUACACGUAUGAAGUGGCUCCAGUGUUUACCUUGAUGGAGGAUGCCGUGCUGAGGAAGAUGAUCAAGGUGAUUGGCUGGGAAGAAGGUGGCGAUGGAAUCUUCAACCCAGGUGGCUCAUUGUCCAACAUGUAUGCCGUGAACUUGGCCAGGUACCGUUACUGCCCAAAUUUUAAAGAGGCUGGCAUGUUUUCUGCUCAGCGACUGGUCAUAUUAACAUCCCAAGAGUCUCAUUACUCCAUUUCCAAAGGAGCAGCUUUAAUGGGGAUCGGCACUAAAAAUGUUUAUACUGUCCCAACUGAUGAGAGAGGAAGGAUGAUUCCCUCUGCUCUCGAGGACAAAAUAAUGCUGGCAAAAAGUGAGGGUGCGGUUCCCUUCAUGGUAAACGCUACUGCAGGAACCACAGUGCUCGGAGCGUUUGAUCCCAUCGAUGAAAUCUCUGACAUCUGUGAGAAGCACAACUUGUGGCUGCACGUGGACGCAUGUUGGGGAGGAGCAGCUCUCAUGUCUAAGAAGCACAAGCACUUGUUAAAGGGCAUCCACAGAGUUGACUCUGUUUCCUGGAACCCUCACAAGAUGCUGAUGGCCUCUCUGCAGUGCUCUGCUUUCCUGGUCAGAGACAAAACGGUAAGACUGAUAAGUCACGUCUGCUGAAUGGGGAAAAAAAAAAACAAAAUCCACCAGCAAAGCCAGC